AUGAACAUGACGGCCGGAAAGCAGGACAAGACUACGGUCGUACUGCCAGACCUGUUCAAAGGUUUUGUUGUUCAAACACCUCGUGUCAACAAAGGCUAUGAGGCAGUCAAGCCAGUCUCUGAACAAUGGCUUUCAGAAAAGUGCCAGUUCUCUCCUCGGAUGAAGAAAAGAGUCGAGUUUUGUGACUUUGCUCUUUUCAUCUCUAUUGCGGCUCCUGAUGCACCUCAUGAUAAACUCAAGACUAUGUGCGAUUGGGGUAACUGGGUAUUUCCGUUUGAUGAUUUGUUUGAUGAAGGGUCAUUGAAGAAUGCUCAAACUCAGGCUCAGUUUGUUGUCGAUAGUCUCAUGGCAGACAUGCUGGGCAAGACCUUUACCAAGAAGAAGAUUCGUGUUGUGCAAGCUCACGAUGAUAUUUUUCGAAGAGUUUCCGAGGGCUCAACAGCUGGCGCUCGUACAAGAUUUGCUCUCACUAUGAGAGACUACACAGACGGUGUCAUUCAUCAUGUGAAGCAUUUUUCUUCCAACAGUAUUCCAAGUAUUGAAGAAAUGCUUCAUACUAGGAGACUGUCAUCUGGCGUUACGCCUCUGUAUCAUCUUGUUGAAUUUGCUCAUGAUAUUCAAUUACCUGAUGAGGUGUUUGAGAACCCUGUCAUCCAAACGUUGGAACGUCUCGGUGUGGACUUUGUCUUGUUGGCCAAUGACAUCUUAUCCUACAGAAAAGAAGAGAACGAUGAUUGUCCUUUCAGCAUGGUCGCCUCUUGUCGAAUGGCUGGUCAAUCCCCACAAGAAGCAUUUGAUACUGUGGGUGCACUGCUCGAAGAACGAUACCAAGAAUGGCAAACGGUGAUAGCGGAACUACCAAGUUGGGGACCAGAAAUUGACGCUCAGGUGACACGAUAUGUCGAGGGCAUCCAAAACGUUGUUCAAGCUAAUGUCACAUGGAGCUUCCAAUCGGGGAGCAUGCUCAGCCCUAAAUUCCUCCAUACUUCCUCUUUCUUGUCCGAUUCUAGCGGCGUAACUAUUGCAGCCAUCCGCAAACUCAAAAUGUACCAGCAUCCCAGCUGGGGACCCUACCCCUCCCCAUAUUCACUGCAUCACCUGGAAACCCCCAACGACGUUUCACUAAAUGAUUGCAUCGCCAGUCUACAAUCUCAACAUAUACUAGACGUCCUCCCUUCCAAACCAACAUUAGAUGCUCUCAUAGAAUCAUUCUUUAGUGAUAUCAAUCACCACUACAGCAUAAUAAACCCAUCCUUGUUCAUACAGCAAUAUGUCGACUGGUCUACAAAGACAGAGCAAGAGCAGUACCAAGAUGCUCAGCUGACAACUCUAAUCUUCAUGAUUUGCGCUUGUGUUGCACAGCAGCUCCCGCAGGGUGAUGCAACCCAUCUAUCUGAGAGCUCGUCCACCGACUAUCAUAGCGCUGGACAAAGGCUUGCCAUGACGACAUCCGCUGGGUCGUACAGUUUGACAAAUCUCCAGUGGAAGGUGCUCUCAAUAUGCUGGUUCCAGGGUGAAGCCAGGUUUAUCGAGGCAUGGCACACAAUCGGGUUGGCGAUACAAGAAGCAUACGAGUUGGGUUUUCAUGAAGCCCGGCCUUGCACAGCAGAGUCUAGAACAGAGGCACAGAUCGGAAGACAAAUCUGGCGGACAUUGCAUUGCUGGAACUGGCAACUAUCCUUGACUCUGGGACGUCCUAUGAUAAUGAACGAUAUCGACUCAGAUCCUGAUGUGGAAGUCAAUCUGGCGACCGUACCACCAUCCCCGACACUCUCUACAAGGCUACAAUACGAGCUUGUAUCAUCUCUUUCCAAGCGCUGGCAUACACCCCAUCGUAUCGACUCACCAAUGGAAAUCCGCAUCCAUCGCCAAAUGGUUGAGGCAUACCUACAAUCUUUGCCACCUGUCUACAGGAUAGACAACACUGACACAACCAAUGAUAAAAAAUGGCCAUGGCUCAUAACACAUCGUUACUACGUCCAAGCCAUGGCGUAUUUCAUGAUUCUUCAACCAUAUAAAGCAUAUUUGUCAAAUUCGUCCAUAGAUCCAACGCUGCCAGAGGUUCAGAAGAUGCAUCAAGAAGCAACACAGUAUUCUUUGAAGGCACUGAACAUAGCUGGGCGUUGGUCAUUGCACGCGAUGGAUGGAGAUGUGCACUUCCAUCUUGCUGUACUAUGUCUUUUCGACACGGCUGCAUUUCUGGGUACAACUCUGACCAGAGACAAUAUGUUGCAAAAGGUAGAGGUGAUGGCGGCGAUUGAAAAUGCCACUGCAGCAUUGCAGCAGCUCGGGAGGGCAUCGCAAGGUGCAAAGACGUCGCAUGUUCUUCUUGGCCGUAUUCUCAAAGGGGCAGCAGAUCGAGCGAAAUGA
Molecule: messenger RNA, 2370 nt
Organism: Fusarium poae
Lineage: Eukaryota; Fungi; Ascomycota; Sordariomycetes; Hypocreales; Nectriaceae
Exons: 15
Coding region: 1-2370 (789 amino acids)
Biological process (GO): DNA-templated transcription
Cellular component (GO): nucleus
Molecular function (GO): DNA binding; zinc ion binding
Source: RefSeq, a predicted model, not a curated record